This is a messenger RNA of Lichtheimia ornata, 1308 nucleotides long. RefSeq lists its product as uncharacterized. Gene Ontology annotation, molecular function: ATP binding; nucleic acid binding. Bases 1 to 1308 code for a protein of 435 amino acids. The record is from RefSeq and is a predicted model, not a curated record. The transcript has 2 exons. NCBI's taxonomy places the organism in Eukaryota, Fungi, Mucoromycota, Mucoromycetes, Mucorales, Lichtheimiaceae.
AUGUUUGUUAGAAUCCAAGCCCGAUUGUACAGCUCCAAGGCAUCCUUCGAGCACCUUGGUAUUGCGACGAAUGUGUGUCGAAAUCUACAGCAGCAAUUUCACGUCGAUCGACCUACGACCGCCCAAGAGCAAUUCAUACCCUUAAUGCAGUCAGGACGAGAUUUAUUUUUGCGUGAUCGAACGGGAUCUGGAAAGACAUUUGGAAUGGCCGUUGUGUUGGCUUCACGACUAGCAACAGCAGCUGAGGGGAACGCGAAUGAUAGUCUACGGUCGCUUUACGUGGUGCCAAAUCAUGAGUUGGCGGUACAAAUCAGCGACUGGAUACGAGCCUUGCAUGGUUCAUCAUCGCCCUUGAUACAAUCAACAACAGCUUCAGCAUUCAAAAGCAUUCAAUCAUCGACAGUACCACAUACGUUGAUAGGCACACCAGGACGACUUGUUGAUUGUAUGGAUCGGAUACCAACACAUUUGCUUGAUUGUAUCAUCAUUGAAGAAGCCGACCAAGCUUUACGACUACCAACACGUUAUGCACCUUUGAAGAAACAGAAAAAGAGAGCCGCUAAUCCAAAACCAACCCAAGUGCUUGUGGAUCAACUUUUGAGCAAAGCUCAGGGACGCAAACCACAACUUGCAGCGAUUUCAGCAACUCUCAAUCGACCCCUUAGACAUUGGAUGCGUACACAUGGAUGGGUGCACAAUCCAGCAUUUGUUGAUAUUACUCAGAACGUACAGACGAUCAAUCACCAUACAAAGCAUCAUUGUCUUCUCGUGUCACAAGGAGCUGUUCGAAACAUUGGUUCAAUUUAUGAGGAUGAUGAUGAUGACGACGACGAGAUUAUAUCGCAGGAUGAGGAACAACAAAACCCUUUAUUGGAAAGCAUCGCUGUAUUAUUGGACAUCGAAUCUGUGCAUAAUGGGAUCCUCUUUGUUGAUUCAUCCGUCAGCCUAACCACCGUGAUAAGGCAGCUGCGUACUUUUGGUGUUGAUGCUCUUGACAUCCGAGGAUAUAACGAUUGGAAAUCACAACUUAAAGAUGAUCAAACGCCACCACCACUUUGGGUUGCUACCGAGUUUUCAGCACGUGGCAUGGAUAUACCCAAUGUUUCCCACAUAUUCAUUCUCGGUGAACCAUCAUCCAUUGCAAGUUAUGUACACAUGGCAGGACGUACAGGACGACUAGGAAGGAAUGGCUUUAAUGAGGGCAAGGUGAUCACCAUUGUCGAAGAUAAAAGCCGUGCCGAGGAUCGAAUGUGGAACAUGUAUAGACUUAUGAAUGCAAAUGUAGAUCAUUAUCAACACGUUCAAUAG